AUGAUGCUGCGGGAAGCUUGCUUAUUGAUUAUUUGUAGUUUGUUCGCUCAAAAAGCAGUUUCGGUCGAUCAUACUGUCAAUUUGAAUGCGGUUGAUGCUUCCUAUGUGAUGAAUGGAUACUUGUUUAAAAAUACUACUAUUGACCGUCUCCUGAUUACAAUCGACGACCCAAAACUCUCGGUCUAUGUAUUGUCCAAAUUUGACUCGCAAAAUGACACAAGCUUCUGGAUCGCAGAUGCCACGACGGCGGCGUUGCAAUCCAAUGAGCUACCAGCCUACCAGGUCUUCCAAGGCGCCAUCACCGUAGAUUUGAGCGCAAACCAAAAUUUCAAUUUUGCACUGAUAUUCCGGAGGAUAGGGGCGGAUGAAGCCGAUACCCUGAAGAAAACGACGUUCACCGUGAUUAGCUGGUUGCCAGGUGCCAAGGGGAGUCCAAUUAUGAGCGCUGGCGCCGAUCAGUACUCGGUGAUGACCAUCCUGGCGCCGUUUGAACGCGAAUACCCGACGCUGCAGGUGGAGCCUCUGCAGAUGAACCGACCCAACUGCAAAGUGGUGAUGUACGCGGGAGGGCAACCAAGUGCAGCCGGGGCCGAGAAAUACAGAUUAUACGAUUUUACCAAUGCGACGAGCGACUUCCAGCUCUCGUGCACGAUCCGAGUUUUUGCGGUGACAUUUGUCGUGCCCUCGCUUUGCGGCUUGAUCGUUGCUUUGGAGGAGAAUAUUGACACGAUCGCCCCAAAAGUCGUUGAUGGCAGUCAUGGGUUUGCGAUGAGCAACGCGUACAGACAAAUGGACAAUCUCUGGCUCGCGAUCGGCCAUGGCGGUUACUCGCUCUCGAUGCACCAAAAGGACCAACCCCCGCGCGUUGACGACAUGUUUGAAAUUUCCGUCCGACCCAAUUCCAUCAACGGAACCUUUGAUGUGACCGUAGCGAGCUUUGAGCCGAGAGUCAACAGUACCCUCAGUUUAGCUUUGGAGCAGGACAGCACGAAAGUGUUUGCUGAGAAGACACAGAACUGCCAAUUUUCGGAUCACAUCGACGGCGAUGAGCGUGAGAUACGAACCCACCACUUC
Mesorhabditis spiculigera is the source of this 1074-nucleotide messenger RNA. NCBI's taxonomy places the organism in Eukaryota, Metazoa, Nematoda, Chromadorea, Rhabditida, Rhabditidae. The record is from the annotation of a GenBank genome assembly.